AUGAAUAACGCUGAACAAUUUGAAGAACUUGAUACCGAUCAAAAUGGUCUUAUUAACUUCGACGAGUUUAUAACUAUGUUCACAGACAACACCAAUCAAUCUGAUUUUGGACACUGGAAAACGUUCUUUGACUUGGCAAACAAAGAAGAGAAUGGAUUUUUGACAUUAAAUGAAUUCGAACGUGUGAUGACAAACAUUGGCGAACUUAAAGACAAUUCUGAUAAAUCUUUAUUUACCGUCUAUUUCAAUUUAAUCGACGAUGAUAACAAUGGAAAAAUUGGUAUAAAACAAUUGGCCAGAUUUAUGAAAUGUAUAAAUACAGAAUUGACUGAAGAAGAAUUGAAAAAGGCUUUAACAGAGAUGGACGGUGAUGUUGAUGGAAAAGUAAAUUUAGAAGAAAUGCUCAAGUUUUUGACUGAGUAA
Messenger RNA from Entamoeba invadens IP1, 423 nucleotides. Its product is annotated as centrin-1, putative. The record is from RefSeq and is a predicted model, not a curated record. NCBI's taxonomy places the organism in Eukaryota, Evosea, Mastigamoebida, Endamoebidae. Gene Ontology annotation, molecular function: calcium ion binding. The transcript has a single exon. The coding region runs from base 1 to 423 and encodes 140 amino acids.